ACCUCAUAGUUGAUAAUCAUCUCUUGUGGAGAUAUGGAAAAAACCUGUGUAAUACAUCAAAGAACGUUAUGAUAAAGUACUACAAGAAGUGCAUUAUAUAGAAAAUGAAUUUUUUUUGGUUUGACUUCUGUAUAUUCUACCUGCUGAUACCAGGAUCUAAGGGAUCCUUAUCACUAGUAAGCAGCGCAAAUGAUGAUUUUUGUAUAACAACGGAUCUCUCUGCAAUGUAUUAUACGACCAGUAAUGGUACAGUGAGGACAGAAGAUAUCCAAUUCCUUCCACCAACCAUUAAUUUUUGUGAUUUCGAAGAUACCAAGUGUGUAAAAAUUUACAAAUUAGAUCCUUGGGAAUUGGCAUAUUCAGUUUACGAUAAAAAUGCACCCAUUCUUGAUCUUCGCUGGGAACGUCUGAAUAAUCAAGAACUACCCUUCAAAAAAAAGGAAAAUUUGGCAUUUUUGACACUUUUGCAAUUGAACGAUUUGAAGUAUUUCAAAUUACCAAUAUCUUUAUUGGCAGAAGAAGUUCAUUUACUUUUGUGUGACAGAAAAGAUGUACCAAACGCAAAUUGUUAUUGGUUUGCUCUCCAAGGCUGGGACUCUAAAUAUACUGCUAUGAGAAGAUGCAAAAGUGGUGAGAUAACAGGAUUUCAUCCCUCUGGUGGCUGUAUCGAGAGAAGAGAGGAGAAACGUCACCCUGAAGAUUUUCCCCUUUUUCUCAGUAAAGAAAAAUGGAGUCAUAUAAUAAUCGAAAGGAACGAAAAAAAUUUAUAUUUGAAAACUUAUAAUGAUGGCAAAGAAGAGACUAUCAUCCAUUUUUCCGAAAAUGAUGAAAUGUUUCAAUUGCAAUAUUUAAUUGGACAUAGAAAAGAUAAACAAGCUUAUUGUAAAAUACACACAAAUCAUUACAUGAGAAGUACCACUAGUUCUGAAGUGGUUUUCGAAAAUUGGUUUUCCCGAAGAAAUGGUGGUUUCUGUUUGUCGAUCCUUCUGAAAACUUGUCGAUACUGUUCAACUCUGGUUUCAUUUCUGGAUGAAAAAAGUAACAUUAUGUUGGAAAAAUCUAUUUCAACUACCAACGAUUUUUGGGUGGAGGAUAAAAUAAUACUGAACAUUUCCAACAGCAUGUUUAUGAAAGUGAAAUUUAAAACAAUAUUGGAAGAAGGUUAUACUUCAACAGGACACAAAUAUUGGUCCUUUGAUAAUAUUCGACAGUGUGUCACUGAAGAAUACCGAAUAACGCCACAGAGCAGCAAACAAAAAUUGUCGGAAUGUCGUUUACUUACCAAUAAUCAAGUAGUAAAACGACAAGGAGUAACUCGCUAUAAACCAGAUAACACUUGUUCGACAUCGAGUUCUAUAGGAAGUUCAUGCAUUUCUUGCAAUGUUCUCAAGCAACGCAAUAAAAAAACUUGCAAAAAAAUGAAGAUUUGUGAAAAUAUUGGAGGUUUCAAUAUAUGUUAUUGUUCUCCCGGAUAUACUGGAUACUAUUGCAGUGAAGAAUGUCCUAGUGGAUCUUUUGGAUAUCUUUGUCAGGAACAAUGUGGUUUUUGUUUGGAAAACUGCGAUGUUUCAGAUGGAAGAUGCAACUGCAUAUAUUCUUUAUUCGAAGAACCAACAUGUAAAAUGCCCAAAUAUGAUCAAUAUCUAGCAAAAGCCCCAAAAGUAAUUCGCAAUACAGCAGAGUCUUGUGAAAUACAAUGGAAUAGUGAAGAUUUCGUCGGUAAAAACAAACCAAAAUAUUACCUCUUACAGUAUACGGAUUUUUCGAAUCACUCUGUUGCUUGGUCAGAUUAUGGGGAAAUAGGAAACAUUGAAGAUAAUGAUAAAGGAUCAAUUGGAAAGUUGAAGAGAAGCAAAAAGUAUGGAAUAAGAGUCCUCAUAAGUGACAAACAACUAAAUAUCAAGAACUUACAAUUCACCGCUCUACCCUAUACAAUUUGCAAUACCACAUGCAAUGGUUGGAAUGAGAAUGAAAUAAAUGUGCUAACAACAUCAGAUUCUGUCCGCAUUAGUCUUCAUCUGGCGGAAGAUAAAUGUGAUGUUUCUUUAUAUGCGUGGAAUCUAGAAUAUCAUCAGGGUAAAAUUGUAAUCAACGGAAGCGCUUCUCUUGAUAUUAAGAUAAAACAGCUCGUGCCCUUCCAGAAUUACAGAAUAGUGUUCUUUUCUUCAUCUGAUAAAAUAAUCAAGGACUUCAAAACUUUAGAAGGAGUUCCCAGUAAGGUUGAAAAUAUAGAAUUGGAAGAGUCUGCGGCCAGUUAUAUGAAGAUAAAGUGGCAGGUUCCUAAAUAUCCAAAAGGGGAUAUUCAAAUAUAUGUAGUGAAGUAUCAGAAAGUGCGUAGAAUAUCCUGCAAAUCGAAGGGUUGGUUCAAAUCUUACGAAGCGAAUACUACGGUCAACAUAAUCGAACUCAAUAAUUUAGAACCGUACUCUGAAUAUAAAAUAACGAUUAAUGCUAUUAACAGACUCGAAGCUGGUGAUGAGGCAUCCACAUAUUUCCAGACACAAGGAUUAGAUUAUUUCAAAACCGAGGAGAAUUUGAAUGUCGUUAGUAUAUGGAUUGAAAGUCUACAAAGGGGAGCAUCGAUUACAUUCCCAAAUAUUCAGUGUGAAAAGCUGCUUGGACCUCUGAAUUUUUCCGUUAGUUUACAAUGCAUCAGUGAAUGGUGCUUAGAAACUGAAGUGCGAUCUGAAAUCCUUCAGUCGUUUCAAGGAACACUGAAUCUGAAGGGUUUGCAGCCAUAUUGUACAUACAUAUGUGACGUAUCAUUCUGCCGAAAUGGAAACUGUAAAAUACAUGAAAACAGGACCUUCGAAACAAAAGCUUCGGUUCCUAAUGAACUUAAAGAGGUUAUUGUGAUAGCUACAGGGGAGUCGUUCAUGUGGAUACGUUGGCUCCCACCUUAUCCACCAACAGGAAGAACACAAAUCUACAGAAUAAUCACCAGAUGCGUAAAUUGUCGUUUUAAUCACGAAAAUAUUCAAUACCCUACUAAUUUGAAGAGAUGUUCUAUCUGGCCGGAAUAUUAUUGCCAUAAAAUUGACCAAUAUGUCUAUUACAAGUAUCAGAUGUCAUUGCAGAUCGAAGCUGCGAAUGAAGAAAAUUAUAUAUAUAAAGAAAUUGCUUAUAUACCCAAGAUUUUGGUCGAAGAAGUAGCAUCUGAGGAACCGUAUAAUGUAUCUGUUACUUUGAACCUGGAUAAUACCAUGGAAAUAUUCUGGAAUCAUCCCAAUAGAACGAAUGGAAUAUUGGAUUAUUUCCACAUACGCAUCGGUAUUGCUGAUGAGAGCUUUUUCAAUAUUACAUACAAACCUGUGAAAUGGAAACUGAAAUAUAAUAUCCAGAUUGCAAAAGCUGUACCUGCUGCGACGGAUUUAUCAAUAAUAAUAAUUGCCGUCAACAAUAAAUACCCAGGCCAUCCUGCACAGGUCGAUGUUAGUUCUUAUCCACCAAAGCCAGAUCUAUUGGAUUCUCAAAUUUACAUAGCCAACUAUACGAAAACAACAAUAAGUAUUUCCCUGAAUACAAAUCAAGUAGAAUAUGUUAGUCCGAAUGUAAAAAAAUUUCUGCUCGUUCUCAUCAACGAUCAUUCACCAGAAACAAAAGAUUCCAAUCUGGAAAUACUGGAGAAAAUAAUGAACAUUACUUUUGAGAAAGAAUUGAGGGUGGUAAGUGAGCAAGACCUCGGAAAACUGUCGUGGAAUAUUCUCAAUUUCACAAUUGGGGAUGGAAAUGUAAUAAAACAGAGUUCUGUUCUCAAAACGAAUAUAGUGAAUAAGCCCCUGCAGGAAGCACGUUAUUAUACUAUUCUUGUGGUACUUUUGAACGAAUAUAAGGGUAAAUAUCGACAUACCAUUUAUAACGCUACAACAUUGACCCAAGGGAACCCAGAGAUGACUCCCCCACCCACACCAAAGUCUCCGGAAAGGGAAGAAAAAGAAGAAAAGGACAAUUCCUCAGGUGGGAGUGCUGCCUACGCCUUGCUUCUUCUUCUACUUCUCAUACCCAUCAUAAUAAUUGGGGUGAUAUUGAAGCGCAAAAAUAUAGUGCUGAUUAGGCCAAUCAGGUCCAUAUACAAUGGGAGGAAUGAAAUGGUUUAUAUUCAAUAAAUGAUUGUUGGAUC
This is a messenger RNA of Coccinella septempunctata (seven-spotted ladybird), 4120 nucleotides long. RefSeq lists its product as uncharacterized. Lineage: Eukaryota; Metazoa; Arthropoda; Insecta; Coleoptera; Coccinellidae. Bases 105 to 4106 code for a protein of 1333 amino acids. The transcript is spliced from 22 exons. Gene Ontology annotation, molecular function: protein binding. The record is from RefSeq and is a predicted model, not a curated record.